CUGUCUAAUAUACCUUCCUCUCGUGUCCUACCCACCAAAAUUGUCUUCAUUUCUCUGCAAUUGCAAUCAUCACUUACUUCAUCCUUAGCUUUCCUUCCAAACAAUGAAUCCUCAACAAAACCCUGUAGAUCCUGACCACCCUCAACUCCCCACCAUCAAGAUCCACCACCCCUCCUCCCCUCGCCACCCCCACCCCCACCAUCCCGGCGCUACCCCUACCCCCACCGCCGGCGCUCGCCGCAAGAUUGGCGUGGCCGUCGACCUUUCCGACGAGAGUGCCUAUGCCGUCCGCUGGGCUGUCCAUCACUAUAUCCGUCCAGGGGAUGCUGUCAUCCUCCUACAUGUCAGCCCAACCUCCGUCCUUUUCGGUGCUGACUGGGGUCCACUUCCCCUCCCUAGCCCCACGCAAACCCCUACCCAUUCCUCACAGCCUGACUUCAAUAAAGACAAUUCAAAUUCAUCUCAUGAAGGGCACGGCAAUGACAAUAGCCAAAAACAGCAGCAGCUCGAGGAUGAUUUCGACGCCUUUGCGGCGUCCAAAGCGGGGGAUCUCGCGAAGCCGCUGAGGGAAGCACAGAUCCCUUAUAAGAUCCACAUUGUAAAGGACCAUGACAUGAAGGAGAGACUGUGUUUGGAGGUGGAGAGGUUAGGGUUGAGUGCAGUGAUUAUGGGGAGCAGAGGGUUUGGAGCAGCCAAACGAGGAAGCGAUGGGAGGUUGGGUAGUGUGAGUGAUUACUGUGUGCAUCAUUGCGUGUGUCCGGUGGUGGUGGUUAGAUAUCCAGAUGAUAAGGAAGCUGGUGGAAAUGGUGAAGGCGAGGCCGUAGUUAACGUUAACGUCCCUAUUGAGGAGGAAGACGAGGAGGACGCCAAUCGCAAAGGUGCAUAGACUGAGCUUUGGAAUCCAUGGCUAGCUCCUCUUCAUAGCAGAUCCAAUUAUGCAUCAGCAGAGAUUAGGUGUGGCAUGCUAAGAGAGACAUGGCGUUGUUUUGUUGGACCAUCUGCAAAAUAGAAAUACUUCUUUUGCUUCUCUCUUGUCAUCGGUUCCCAUGUAUGAAAAAUAGAGAGAGACUUGUGGUGAUAUAAGUAUGGCUAAUGAAUGUAAGGUUUUCAGAUUAUCUGCUAGUCCUUUAGAAACAUGUUUUUGCUGGAUUGUUAUGUACAUCAUUUUUCUCUUGAAGAUUGAAUCUCUACGAGUUUAUUUGUGCCGUUUUUUCAAA
Hevea brasiliensis (rubber tree) is the source of this 1217-nucleotide messenger RNA. Its product is annotated as universal stress protein PHOS32. The record is from RefSeq and is a predicted model, not a curated record. The coding region runs from base 104 to 886 and encodes 260 amino acids. NCBI's taxonomy places the organism in Eukaryota, Viridiplantae, Streptophyta, Magnoliopsida, Malpighiales, Euphorbiaceae. The transcript is spliced from 3 exons.